AGACGCAAUCUGUGUCAAUUGCCGGGUGACGUUUGAGGGCUACAGGCCGUAGCCUAAUUCCACCUCAGUAAUAUUUAACGUGGUGUAGGCUGCCUUUUAGCAGUUUGUUGAGAUAGCGGAUUGAUGAUUUAUUUUUCCUCGUCCAUGUUAGUUCUUCUCUAGCCGCAUUUUGCCUUGUAAUCACAGGUGUCUAGCUCCUGCAGGAUGACGCCUAUCACCGCUCGAUGCAGGAGGUGCUACUAUAGGGAGUGACGGCUGCUUGAGAGGUUGAGGUGGCUGCAGACUGAAACGAGGCAGUAUUGGAGAACCGUCCGCUGAUAAACAUGGUGUUUCGGAGCGAGGAGAUGUGCUUGGCGCAGUUGUUCCUGCAGUCUGGCUCUGAGUAUGACUGCAUCAGUGCGCUCGGAGAACUAGGAUUGGUUGAGUUCAGAGAUCUGAACCCAAGUGUCAGCUCGUUCCAGCGACGCUUUGUCAGCGAAAUCAAGAGAUGUGAAGAGAUGGAGAGGAUUCUGGGCUUUCUUCUGCGGGAGAUCCAAAAGGCCAACAUAGCAGUACCACGAGAAGAUGACUGUCUAAUAGCUCCACCUCCAAGACAAGUUCUGGAGAUAAUGGAACAGCUUCAGAGGCUGGAGAUGGAGCUAAGUGAAGUGGCCAGGAACAAAGAGAAGCUGCAGAGGAACCUGUUGGAGCUGACUGAAUACACACACAUGCUGAAGAUCACACGUACCUUCAUUCACAGCCGCUCCAGACAUGAGGCUCUUGGUCCCCAGUAUGAAGAGUUCCCCACUAUGGAGACAGACUCUGUGACAGGCUGCACUGGCAUGCAGAGGCUAGGAGCCAAACUGGGGUUUGUUUCAGGUCUCAUCCAACGAGUGAAGGUGGAGGCAUUUGAGAGAAUGCUCUGGAGAGUCUGCAAGGGUUAUACUAUCCUGAGCUAUGCAGAAGUGGAUGAAACUCUUACUGAUCUUGACACAGGAGAAAUAAGUGAAAGUGUCGUGUUCCUGAUCUCUUUCUGGGGUGAUCAGAUUGGACAGAAAGUGCAAAAGAUAUGUGAUUGUUACCAUUGCCAUCUUUAUCCACACCCGGAGAAUGACGAGGAGAGGGCUGAUGUGUUGGACAGCUUGAGGACACGAAUGCAAGACCUUAAUAAUGUUUUAUACCGCACAGAGGACUAUUUGAGACAGGUAUUGCAGAAAGCCUCAGAGUCAGCCUUCUCCUGGGUUGUACAGGUCAAAAAGAUGAAGGCAAUUUACCACAUCCUGAACCUCUGCAGCUUUGAUGUCACCAACAAGUGUCUCAUUGCUGAGGUUUGGUGUCCUGUUAGUGAUCUCACCAACCUUCGGGUGGCACUAGAGGAAGGCUCGAGAAAAGGUGACGCUACAGUACCAUCCUUUGUGAAUCGCAUUCCAUGCACAGACACUCCCCCUACUCUUGUAAGAACAAACAAAUUCACCUCCGCAUUUCAAAGCAUAGUGGAGGCUUAUGGGGUUGGAAACUAUCGCGAGGUAAGCCCAGCUCCAUACACAAUCAUCACCUUCCCUUUUCUGUUUGCUGUGAUGUUUGGUGACCUUGGGCAUGGUGCUGUAAUGAGUUUAUUUGCUUUAUGGAUGGUGAUCACAGAAAAAUCUCACAAGAAAAAACAUUCCAGUAAUGAGAUAUGGAUGACAUUUUUUAAUGGUCGUUACAUCAUCCUAAUGAUGGGGCUUUUUUCAGUAUAUACUGGGAUCAUCUAUAAUGACUGCUUCUCUAAAUCGCUCAACAUUUUUGGGUCUUGUUGGAGUGUCAAGGCUAUGUUCACAAAUCAGCACUGGACGAACAAAACACUCCAAGCUAAUGCCUUGCUUAUGUUAGAUCCAAAUGUCAGUGGCGUUUUCACUGGACCGUAUCCUUUGGGCAUUGAUCCUAUAUGGAAUUUGGCUGUGAACCGUCUCUCCUUCUUAAACUCUUAUAAAAUGAAGAUGUCUGUGAUCAUUGGGGUGAUACACAUGACAUUUGGUGUAGUAUUAAGUGUUUUCAACCACUUGCACUUUCGCGAGAAGUUUAAUGUCUAUCUACUCUUCCUCCCUGAGCUGCUCUUUUUGCUCUGUCUUUUUGGCUACCUGGUCUUCAUGAUUGUGUAUAAGUGGAUAGCAUUUGGUGCACGUGAUUCGAGUCAGGCCCCCAGCAUUCUUAUUCACUUUAUUAAUAUGUUUGUCAUGCAAGGAAAAGACAUUACACCUCUGUACCGUGGGCAGACUGGAUUACAAAUCUUUCUCAUAACUGUAGCCAUGUUGUCCAUCCCUGUAUUACUUUUGGGAAAACCUAUUUACUUGUAUUGGCUGUAUCGAGGAAGCAAAGGUCUGCGCCGACGAAGAGGAUAUGAGAGGGUAAGACGUGUGAGUGAAGAUGACUCUUCUGCACCUACCUAUGAUGAAGAGGAUGAAGAGGAAGGAACAGAGGAAAUAUUCAGCAGAGAACCCCUUCCAAAACAGUUUGACCUGGCCAACAGCCUCCUUCACCAGUCCAUUCACACUAUUGAAUACUGCCUGGGUUGCAUCUCCAACACGGCAUCGUACCUGCGACUCUGGGCUCUUAGUUUAGCUCAUGCGCAGCUGUCUGAGGUGCUCUGGGAGAUGGUGAUGCGUCUGGGCUUUAGCAUCACCACUCGAGUGGGUGUGGUGCUCCUUGUCCCUGUCUUUGGCGUCUUCGCUAUGCUCACAGUCGCCAUCCUGCUCAUUAUGGAAGGCCUGUCUGCUUUUCUACAUGCACUACGUCUUCACUGGGUGGAGUUCCAAAACAAAUUUUAUCAUGGGGCAGGUGUCAAGUUUGUACCCUUCGACUUCUCUUUGCUGCCCUCUGUGUUUGAGCAGGAUGGUUUGCUCUAAAAUGUGAAAUUGAGACAGGAUGCUGACUUUAACAGUAAAAUGCUGCAAGAUGGAUUUAUUGACACUGUGAUUAUGCCAACUAUUCAAGACAAUGAGUUCAAAAUUUCUCUUGUAGCAAUCUUCACUGUAUUAUCGGCUGUGCUGACUGCCUUACUGCUGUACCCAGCAAACCUCUUGAAAUGUUCUUAAUUGGUUUCCUUAAGAAUUUUGUAACUUGUAAUCACAAAGUAUUUAACUUGCAUUGUGCUGUGAGAAGAGGUUUAUGCUCAUUAUGUACAAUUUACAUCAAAACAAUAUUAUCACUUUAUUAUAUUGUGCCAUAGAGAUUCCUUUGUGGUAAUUGUUGCAUUUGAGUCUCUGCAGUUUUGUAAGAAACAAAUCUUCGAAAUAACAUUAAAUUAUUUUUAGACUCACAUGGUAAUAAAGCACUUUGCAGAAAUGAUUGUACAUUUUUCACAUAACUGUGAUGAUGCCAAAUGAAAAAGAAUUUUGAGCUCUUACUAGCUUGCUUAUUUAAGGAAUUUACAUAACCUCUCCUGUUGAUGACACUGCGUUUUGCAUUGAUUUGUUAUUUAAUCAUGGUAUUUAUUUAAAUUAUAUGUAUAGGAAUAUCAUAUUUGACCAAUUUUGAUGUUGAAUAAAAGUUUCAGCUGCAAGCAUUU
Molecule: messenger RNA, 3526 nt
Organism: Periophthalmus magnuspinnatus
Lineage: Eukaryota; Metazoa; Chordata; Actinopteri; Gobiiformes; Gobiidae
Gene: atp6v0a2a
Product: ATPase H+ transporting V0 subunit a2a
Exons: 21
Coding region: 324-2864 (846 amino acids)
Biological process (GO): vacuolar acidification; proton transmembrane transport
Cellular component (GO): vacuolar proton-transporting V-type ATPase complex; vacuolar proton-transporting V-type ATPase, V0 domain; plasma membrane
Molecular function (GO): proton-transporting ATPase activity, rotational mechanism; ATPase binding
Source: RefSeq, a predicted model, not a curated record